UGACGUAAUAGAUGUGUCUUAAGUGAUUUCCUGUGUGUCCAUUGAUUAGUUUUACACAAAACAUACAGAAAUAGCAGCUGGAAGUAGCAGAAGUGUGUGUGUGUCUGUGUGUGUCUGUGUGUGUGUGCCAUUGACAGCACUAGUUUUAAUGUAUGAUUUUUACUUAUAAACAUAAUAAAACUGCUUAUAGUGCUAAUUAUGUGUCCUUUUAAUUUGCAGGCUUCUUCAACAGGUAAAUAUAUUUUCAUCAUUGUAUCAAGUAAACUGUCCUAAAGGACCUGAAUAUCUGAGUAAACACUGCUGUUUAUGUGACAGAAAAUUCCACAAAUGUGUACUACCUUGAGCUUCGCAUAGAAGAGGCAGCAUAUGAGAAUUUUACAAAGAUGCUUAAAGAACUUACACUGGAUAUAGAUAGCUCAGCAACAGUAGGAAGCCUUAGUGUGACAACAGAUUGUAUUAUGCAGAACAAAAUAGUAAAUUGUACCUGCAACCCAAACAGCAGUUGGAGUGAUGAGGUGUGUCAUAACUACACUGAGUGCUCUGUCCGUGACUGGUGCACAUUUACGACUCCAAACCCCAGGGCUAUGUGUCUCUCUAAAAACAGAGUUCUUGUCAAUGGAUUACUUACCCUUGAUGAACAAUUUCCCACAAAUCAAGAGGAAUUUAAACAUAAAUACACUACUGAGCUGGAAAAGUGGUACAGUAUGUUGGGCUGGUUUGAUUCAGUAAGCAUCACGGGACUCAGGCUUGGUAGUGUGAUUGUAGAAUUUGUGAUGUCAUUUUCAGAGCAGUUUAAUGUGGAUGCCCUUGAGAAGAUAACCAAUGGUUUAAAAAACAACAUCACUGGCGCCAAUAUCAAUCUCACAGUUACAGGAAUCACCCACAUCUCAGGACCCAAAAAAUUAGUUCCUUAUAACACUACUACCAGUCUAACAUGUUCAACAUUAGCGGAUCUGAAAAACCCCACAUGGUUUUUCCUAACAGACACAAAUAAAUUGAAGGAAAUUACCAAUGGGACUGAAGCUAGAGUGGUGCCGAGUUCGAAGCAGAGCACAAUCUAUAUUACUGCAGCUACAGAAGUCUGGAAAGGAACAUAUCACUGUGAAUACAAGUCUGCCACAUUGGACUCCAUCAUAUACAAAGACAGUCUAUAUUUGGACAUAGCACUUUUGCCUGAAAUCCUCAUCAUUAGCUAUCCCCAAUUUCCAAAUUGUAAAAACCAAAUAACAGUUAAUAUUGAGGUUCAGUGUAUAGUACCCAACACCACAGAGAUCUACACAGUUAACUGGACAUCAUUUGUGCCUGUCAGUAAUAAUCCAGUCUCUUUACAGAACGGCCAGAUCGCUUACAAAGCUACAGGUAAAAUCAAUUGUACUGUUGGGGAAUCAGCCGUUUGUAACUGUUCAUUUGAAAAUCGACUAAAUCAGAAGGCAUAUGCCAAUCUGACAAUUCCUAUCAUUCAAGAAAAAUCAGUUGUUUGCAAAGAAGAAGAUGGAUGGCCACAAGCAAAGUCAAACUUCUCUGCUAUUAAGUUCUGUGGUCUUACUGAAGUUGGCCUGGAAACAAGACUGUGCCUGAAUGGGAAGUGGCAGUAUGUUCUUUCUAAGUGUGUGAACAAAGUCCUAUUCAAUAUUUUAACUGAAGCCAAGAACCUUGAAAGAGGGUUUGGGACUGUUGAAAAUGAUGCAGUCAGUCUACUCACCCAAUUAAAGCAGAGAACUGAAGAUACAAGCACUAAAACAUUUCCAAAUGUUAAUGUUUCUGUGGAUGUUCUGUGGACCUUACAGAGUGCUUCCAAAACACAGAAUACUUUACUAAAAAUGAAAUGUUUUCCUGAUUUUGUAAAAUCUUCCAGCAAUCUUUUGAAUGGCAGCCUCAAUGACAGCUGGAAAAAUCCUGAUGGGAAACAUACACUGGCUUUGACAUUUUUGUUUGCUGUAGAAGCCUUCGUAAAGCAAACAAAUCUAACUUCUUCAGAGGACACUGACAUGGCCAAGCUUAAACAAGCAAAUGUUCAAGUGAAAAUAUAUAACACAUCUGACCCAAACUCACAACAAAGCGACGAUAAUUCCAGUGGAUUAUUUACUAAUAGCUUAUCAGGUCUAUAUGUGACAACUAAAUUAUUGAAUCUAGCAAGCAAGUUACCUAACACUCUCAACAAGACAGAAACUAAUCCAACUGAUGUUAUAUUAUCUGUUACAGUGACUGACAACAAUUCCGCAGAGAAUAUCAGAAUGGAAUUUCAAAGUAACAGACUCCCAAAUCAUGAAAUGUACUGUGUGUUUUGGAAUUUUAACACAUCUCAGUGGUCUGACGAAGGGUGUAAAUGGGGAGGUGUAGACAAUCCAAAUAUCUGUGAAUGUGAACACUUGUCUGCUUUUACAAUUCUGAUGGCUAAAGAGCCUAUUAAGUUAUUGUACAACGAAGAGCUAACGUACGCAGGACUGGGUCUCUCAAUCGGUUCUCUCACUCUGUGUUUAGUCAUUGAGUUUUUAGUGUGGAAUGCAGUGGUUAAGUCCAAUAUUGCCCACUUUAGGCACACUGUCUUGGUCAAUAUAAUGGUUUCUUUGUUAAUAGCAGACUGCAGUUUUCUGGCAAGCCCGACUCCAUCCUCAAACCCCUCAAACUGGUGUUUGUCUCUUACAGUUAUGAAGCAUUUUUGCUACUUGGCUGUUUUUUUCUGGAUGAUGUGUCUAGGUUUGGGUCUCCUGCACCAAGUAAUAUUUGUUUUUGUUCACUUGAGGAAAAAGGUGUACUUGGGAUUAUGCUUUUUCCUUGGCUAUGUCUGCCCUUUAAUCAUUGUAGUAGUUACUUUCAUCUCUCAUAACAAUGGUGCUACUGGGAGCUACUAUUCUACAGAAACCUGUUGGUUGAUGUAUAAGGGUGUGUUGAAAGGGUCAAUCUAUGCUUUUCUUUUACCAGUGUUUGUAAUUGUGUUUGUGAACAUGUUCACCAUGGCUAUAGUCAUCUGCAGGAUCCUAAAACCCACUUUAUCAGAAGGAAGCAGUCAUGAUGAGAAGGAGGUUGCGAGAAGCAUUGUUAAAACAGUUGUCCUCCUCACGCCUACCCUUGGAAUAACCUGGAUUCUGGGACUUUUUGUGCUGAUGCUUGACCUCACAAAGCAACCUUAUGCCCAAAUUGUGAAUUAUGCUUUUACAUUUUUCAACUCCUUUCAGGGCUUCUUCAUACUUCUUACAGGAUGUUUUGGAGAGAGAAAGGUUCGAGAUGCAUUGCUCAAACGUUUCAGACCACAGCAAUCAGCAAACUAUAAAAGUGAGAGCUCAAUAAGAGUCACGUCAACAUCCAAAAGAAAAUGAACACAUUACUUGGCAAUGACAUCUUCCACACUGAGAUGGAGAGUGAAAAUUGAAGAUACAAGAGACUUUGCUUACUUCACUGUGAACACAGCAACACUGAACCAACAUGGCAUAUUGUUUAUUAAUUCCAUUUAUAACAUUUAAAAAAAAAAUCACACAUAAGCCCUAUCCGGACGGGAUUCGUUUCUCACAGGGACAACUGCGAAAAAUAUCACGUUUAGUAGCUUCUACAUUUCCACUCCCUGUUGUGUUUAUGUGAAUCUCCGUGGAAAUGCACGCCCCUAGGUGCAAUUACAGUGCAUAGCAGUGGACAAAUAGCUGUUUUAUUAAACACAAGGAGACGAAACUCAGAGAUGUGCGUCCGGAAGGGACUAAAAUCACCGGAGGAGCACAGAGUUCAGUUAAAAACAGUAGGUAAUUCAGCCUGUCAUUUUCUCAGAGGACGUCUGAGAAAAACACGUACAUGGUUGUUUUGGACGGGAAUAAAAUCCACAGAGGACCCCUAUAAAAGAGAAAAUGAUCUCUCUGAGAAACGAAUCCCGUCCGGAUAUAGCUAUAGAGUUGUGUCAUACAAUAUAGUAUAUAUUUUCCUUCAUGUUUAAAGCCCUAUGUUUGUAAAUACUAUCUGUAUUUUGUACUUGUUUGUCAUUUGUAAUGGGAAAGGGGUCUUUUCAAACAUGCCAUAUACAAUCUGAAAAGUUGGGACAGCAUGGAAAAGAACAUUUAAAAAGUAUUUCUUUCAUUUACUUUGACUUUUUUGAUUGCAGACAGUAAGACCCCAAGAUAUUUCCUGUUUUGUAUAGUUAACUGGUAGCACUUGUUAGCAGAGCUUCAGUCAAUAUUUUUUCAAACUGUGCCGUACGUCACAGAAACCUGUGUGGGAUGUAGCCUUUGAAUUUGCACACUGUCAUUCCCCCAGUACCAAGCAAUGAAAGGUUUUAGGUGUUGUUUUAUCCCAGUAUUCCUGCAAACACUUCCUUAAGGUGUGUUACAGUUUAGGUUGUUAUCAUAUGGGGACAGGUCAAGAUUAAAGGCAGGCCUGUAAUCUCUUAUUUCACUGUAGGGUUUACAUUAGGCAGCUGCUUUGUACUGUAAAGAUUUAAGUGUUCUUUAUGAAUGUAACUCUGUAUAAGAGUGCUUGACAAAUGAUUGUUAAAGUUCAUGUGGCUCUAUCAACUGUUCUUGAAUUAUUCUUGAUAUUAUGCACUGUAGAUAUAGAAAUAUGCAAAUCACCUUCAAUCUUCCUUUGAGGAACAUCAUUUUUAAACAUUCAGUAAAUUUUGCUUCAAACUACAAAGCCUCUGCCCACCUUUGCUCCUUAAUGACCUUGUUUAACCCAACAUAAAUAACAAAUUAUUUUGAUUUUUACCUCAUUAAUAGUGAUAAAUUUCCUUUUUUAAUUAGCUGCAGACCUGAUUUGCAGAAAUGGAAAGUAACUUGGGUACACACUGUCUGCAAUAAAAAAAAAGUCAAGUAAAGGUAUUUUAUAUGUUGCUUUCCAUGCUGUCCCAGCAUUUUUCUGAUUUGGAGUUGUACAUACAGCAAAAAAUAACAUAAACAUUACAAUUCAUUAGAAAUUACUGGACUUGUGUCCUUUGUGUGUAAAAUAUGUCACUUAGAUAAUGUUUUCUUUUGAUAUAUUACAUAUAUAUUAUUAAAUCAGUGCUAAGAAAGUGUGUGUGUUUUAAUGCAGCCCUGGGUGUGAGAGUUAAGAAAUUAUAGCCCAAAGCCAUUUUACAUUUAAUACAUUUUCAUAAAGCAUAUGAAAAAUAACAUCCUGCUGUUGUAAUUUGACCUUAUUUACACAGUUUCUCACUGCUACUGGUUGCCAGGAUUCUUCAUGUAAUUCUUUUGUCUUUAAGAGAGCUCAGUUACUCUAACUUACAGUGUUUUAUCAGUCUACUCAUGCUUUAGCAAAGUUUAAGGCUACAUCUGUACCUACUACCUAUACUGGAACGUAAUGCAUGGAAUUAAAUCUGUAUAUAUUUAAAACAA
Astyanax mexicanus (Mexican tetra) is the source of this 5312-nucleotide messenger RNA. Its product is annotated as adhesion G-protein coupled receptor F3-like. Gene Ontology annotation, cellular component: membrane. Bases 384 to 3317 code for a protein of 977 amino acids. The record is from RefSeq and is a predicted model, not a curated record. Gene Ontology annotation, molecular function: G protein-coupled receptor activity. Gene Ontology annotation, biological process: cell surface receptor signaling pathway; G protein-coupled receptor signaling pathway. The transcript is spliced from 15 exons. Lineage: Eukaryota; Metazoa; Chordata; Actinopteri; Characiformes; Acestrorhamphidae.